AUCAGUUCGCUGCAAUGGACGACGGUGGUGGGGGUGCCACGAUAGGGGAAGACGGUGUCUACUACGCGCGUGUUGGUCGGAGAGAUUGCGUGGUACGGCACGGAACGGCGCGGCACGGAGCGGGAAGGGAAAAGAAUUCUAUAAGCGAGACUGUGCGAGUGUGUAUGGUUGCCGAGAGCCGAGAGAGGCCAAAAAGAUUCAAUAGGCAAGGAAAGAAAAAAUGUGGAGAACACGGAAAGAGUUAUAGUAGACCGGGCGGGACCGUACGAGUUGGAUAAGAGAAGAAAAGAGAGUCUCGGAGAAGAGAGAAACGAGAGAAACAGAGAGAUCUGGAGGAGAAGAGGAACGAUGAAGUGGGGAAUUCGAGUCUGACUGUAUAAGGAGGUGCAUGCAUUUCAAAAGAGCAAUCGUCGUUUUUGAGCCCGAUAGCCCGAAAAUGCAACAUUUUUCAGGACUCGUUCGCGAUAGCGUGCAAAAUACCGAUAAGGAAAAGACUACGACGAUAUCAGACUACUUGCGAUAUCAGAAUUUACAAUGGAUAUGAAAAGAUUGCAAACUGCAUUACAAGAAAUUUGUCAGAAACAUAUUUUUGCGAGGAUAUAUUCGAGUUGUAAAGAAGAUUAAAUUCAUGGAGUUGUUAUAUUCAAUUUUGGAGGAUAUCUUUUAUAAGAAAGAUUUUUGCAGUCCGCACCGAAACCGACCCGUGUUGCCGCGCCAAUAUUUAAUGUAAAAUUUUUUGUAAAAGUGAUAAAUUCACUCUUCGAUAUGAAAAUUUCUCGAAAAAAAAAAA
Pogonomyrmex barbatus (red harvester ant) is the source of this 790-nucleotide messenger RNA. Its product is annotated as HIG1 domain family member 1A, mitochondrial-like. Gene Ontology annotation, biological process: mitochondrial respirasome assembly. The record is from RefSeq and is a predicted model, not a curated record. Lineage: Eukaryota; Metazoa; Arthropoda; Insecta; Hymenoptera; Formicidae. Gene Ontology annotation, cellular component: mitochondrion.